CGUCGCAUUACCAAGCACACCGAGCCUCAUUCAGUCUGACAGUCUUGCUCGAACAAACCAGAGAGCAUGUGGAUAAUUGUUCAAUUCGUGACUCUAACGCUGGCGAUUGGCGGCGGCCACUCCCUGCUGUAUCCCAAAUCGACUUCCUUGGGUCUUGUUGCUUCAGUUUCGGUGCCCGUUACAGAAUAUUUGCCAGAGCGCAGGUUUAUUGUCGAUUGGUGCUUUCAAAUGUCCUACGACAUGCCCUAUCAGCUGUCGUCGUUCUAUAAUAUUCCGAUAUGGCCGGGCAAGCAUAGUCCCAUCAAGGGUCGCAAGCGGUCGAUCGUCCCCAGCAAUGCGUGGUCUCUAGAGCAUCAUUGGAAUUCGAUUGGUGCAUUGGACAACAGCACAGCCGUUGGACGGAGACACCCCAGUGACUUCACAGCUGGUGAGCUGUAUCGAAGCAUAGAAGAUCUCCUGGUCAGUUACGGAUUCGACGAAACGUGCUUGCUGCGAGCGGUGUGUGAAUUGGCCAAACAUCCAUUCGAUGCCGACAACCAAGGGAAUAUUCUUACCGAUGUCAUAACCUUUAUUCUAACGCCAUCGCAACAUGAGGGUUUCGAUCCGACGGAGACCCUUUACCGCCAGACAUAUGAGGAUGCCGAGAGGAGUGGCUUCGUGGGGGAAAACUGUGCUUCCUUAUAUCCGAAAUGUGAAAGCGACUUACUGAGUUUGCUUAGCUACACGGAGUUCUGAUCUAGGAUUGAAAUAAAACACGCUGAGAAAAACUGCUCUAAAA
This is a messenger RNA of Musca domestica (house fly), 778 nucleotides long. RefSeq lists its product as uncharacterized. The record is from RefSeq and is a predicted model, not a curated record. Bases 67 to 735 code for a protein of 222 amino acids. The transcript is spliced from 4 exons. Lineage: Eukaryota; Metazoa; Arthropoda; Insecta; Diptera; Muscidae.